CGCCAGUUAAACUGGGACACCCUGAACGCACCAUGCACAACAAACAAGAUGGCGUGUUGUGGAAACAGUGUUUGUCGCCGAUGUUGCUGCAGAGGAGGAGAUACACAGACACCAGAAGAACUGACAAUCCUUGGAGAAUUUCGAGAUGAAGAUGAGAUUCUACCAAGGAAAGACUAUGAGAGCUUGGAUUAUGAUCGAUGCAUUAAUGAGUCCUAUGCGGAGGUUCUCGAGGGGAUGGACAACAGGAAAGCUAAAAAGUAUGAAGCAGUACGAUGGAUGAUGGUGUUCGCUAUUGGAGUCACAGUGGGUCUGGUGGGCCUGUUUGUGGAUUUCUUUGUACGUCUCUUCACUAAAAUCAAAUUUACCCUGGUUGGUGAUUCUAUAGAGAACUGUAGUGACAAAGGCUGUCUACCUCUGUCUCUGGUGGAACUCUUGGCAUUUAACAUGACCUUUGUCUUCAUCGCCAGUGUGCUCAUCCUCAUUGAGCCAGCAGCUACCGGUUCUGGGAUACCAGAAAUUAAAAGUUACUUGAAUGGUGUGAAAAUUCCUGGAAUUGUCCGGCUGCGAACUUUUCUUUGUAAGGCUACUGGAGUUCUGUUCAGUGUGGCUGGAGGUCUGUUUGUGGGGAAAGAGGGUCCAAUGAUACACAGUGGAGCCAUUGUUGGAGCUGGCCUUCCCCAGUUUCAGAGCAUCACCUUCAAAAGGAUCAAAUUUGAUUUUCCCUAUUUCCGUAGCGACAGGGACAAGCGUGACUUUGUAUCAGCGGGUGCUGCUGCUGGAGUCGCAGCUGCUUUUGGUGCGCCUAUAGGUGGUACCCUUUUCAGUUUGGAGGAGGGCUCCUCUUUUUGGAACCAGGGCCUCACUUGGAAAGUGCUCUUCUGCUCUAUGUCGGCCACUUUCACCCUCAACUUCUUCCGUUCAGGGAUCGAUUUCAACAAGUGGGGCUGCCUCCAGCUCCCUGGUCUGCUCAACUUUGGAGAGUUCAAGUGUCCAGAUGGAGAUGAGACUUGCCACCUGUGGACAGCUGUGGACCUGGCCUUCUUUGUCCUGAUGGGGGCGGUCGGUGGCUUGCUGGGGGCACUCUUCAACUGCAUGAACAAGUGCCUGUCGAAGUAUCGCAUCAGACAUAUCCACCCGAAGGACAAGUUAAUCAGAGUUUUAGAGAGUCUGCUGGUUGCCAUGGUCACAACAGUGGUCAUAUUUGCAGCUUCCAUCCUGUUAGGUGAAUGUCAUGACCUGCCCCCCCCUAAAUCUCAAAACACCACACUUUCUGGCAGUGAGGAUAUCAAUUCAACCAUCCGUCAGUUCUUCUGUCCCAAUAAGACCUACAAUGACAUGGCCACCUUGUUCUUCAACCCACAGGAAGCUGCCAUCCACCAGCUCCUCCACCAAGAUGGUACCUUCAGCCCUAUGACUCUGUCCGUGUUCUUUGUGCUGUACUUCCUGUUGGCCUGUUGGACCUAUGGGGUGUCUGUACCCAGUGGUCUCUUUGUCCCCUCACUGCUCUGUGGGGCGGCUUUUGGACGUCUGGUUGCAAACAUCCUCAAAGUGAAACUAGGAAUGGACAUCUAUUCAGGGACCUUUGCUCUAAUUGGAGCCGCUGCUUUUCUCGGAGGCGUGGUCAGAAUGACCAUCAGUCUGACUGUCAUCCUCAUUGAAUCCACCAAUGAAAUCACAUACGGGCUGCCUAUCAUGAUCACUCUAAUGGUUGCCAAAUGGACUGGAGAUUUCUUCAACAAGGGCAUCUAUGAUAUCCACAUUCAACUAAGAGGAGUGCCACUGCUGGAGUGGGAGACUGAGGUUGAGAUGGACAAACUGACAGCUAGUGAUAUCAUGGAGCCCAACUUGACUUAUCUGUACCCCCACACCCGAGUCCAGUCUCUUGUCAGCAUACUCCGUACCACUAUCUACCAUGCCUUCCCAGUGGUCACUGAAAACCGGCAGAAUGAGCGGGAAUUUGUGAAGGGCAACAUCCUGGUCAGCAACAACAUUCGCUUCAAGAAGUCCAGUGUCAUGUCCCGUGCGGGGGAACAGCGGCGACGCUGCCAGUCAAUGAAGUCAUACCCAUCCAGCGAGCUUAGGAAUGUUUGUGAUGAACAGAAUGCUGUGGUAGAGCCUGCAGAGGAGGGAGAGGACCUGCUGCAGCCGAUGUUAGAGAGGAGGCAUGCUCCCUACCCCAACUUGUACCCAGAUCAGUCUCCCAGUGAAGAGUGGACCAUGGAGGAGCGCUUCAGACCACUCACCUUCCACGGCCUCAUCCUGCGCUCGCAGUUAGUCAACUUGCUCAUCAGAGGGGUUUGCUAUGCUGAGAACCAAUCUAGUGCCACUCAGCCCAGGUUGUCAUAUUCAGAAAUGACUGAAGAUUACCCACGUUUCCCUGACAUCCAUGAUUUGGACCUAACGCUGCUCAACCCCCGCAUGAUAGUGGAUGUCACCCCCUACAUGAACCCUUGUCCCUACAUAGUGUCACCCAACACCCGCAUCUCCCAGGUAUUCAACCUGUUCAGGACCAUGGGCCUGCGACACUUACCAGUUGUUAAUGCUGUUGGAGAAAUUGUUGGAAUAAUCACAAGACAUAAUUUAACCCACGAGUUCCUUGCGGCAAAACUUCGACAGCACUAUAUCACUUUUUAACCUGACUCAGAUUAUCCUACUGCUCUUCCCAAACUCUAUUGAGCCUAGUUCUCAGCUUUUGUCUCUGUCCAUUCUUUAAAACAUUUAGACAUUCCCAAACACAUGCAAGGCAUUUACACCCAGUUUACCACCAUACACACAUUAUUUUUAGUGCAGUGGAGAACACUGUUCUCCUGUAAAUGAAGCUGCACAGUUGUUUUUCUCUUAAGAUUUACCUUUUUUAUAGCUGAGGCAUUGUCAGUCUUCAAGGACCCUAGUCUCACAUCCACUGGCUUCAGUAAUGGGACUGGGCCCAAACAUUUUAUAACCAUAAUCCCAUAAUCUGGAUCCUGAAUAACAACCACUAUCAUAGAAGGACAGAUGUGAUGCACGUAACUACAAAAAUAAGACCUGACAAUAAUAUCUGAUUGAAUAUAGGUUUCCAGAUCAAACUUGAGGGCAAUAAGAAAAAUGGUCUGUGAUUUAGAUCUGGUGUUGAGAAAAUUCACACUGACACAACAAACUACCAAAUGUAAUAUUACAGUUUCAUUUACUAUCUUCAGAAUUUUUGAUUGUUGUUUGUACCUUUACUUUUGAUUAAGUACCUGGAAUAUAUGCCCUAAAAGCAGGCCAACAUUGCCUCAGAGCCUGCAACUAAACUUAACUGUCAUAACAUUCCAAGUAGGACAUUCAGUAACAUGUUUAACCACUUCAGCAUUUGAUAAAUUACAAUUGUUUUGCAAUUAUGACAUGUAGUAAUAUUUGCAAUGUCAUUGCGUCAAUUUAAUAUGGUGUCAUGACUAAGAAGAGGACUGUCAGCACUGUAUAGGACAGUCUUAGAUUAGGAUUUUGGUUUGGUAUGUAAUGGGAAAUUUAUAGGACAGGAUCUUUGGAGGAUAAACUGCAAAAUACUGUUCUUUUUAAAUGUUUUUGUUAAAACUCUGCUACAAAAUUUUCAUCAAUUUUGUAUCUUUUUGGCCCAUAUUCCUAGUACAUUAUGUUAUUGUUAUUCUUAAAAUAACUAAAAUAUAACUUAUGAGAAAGGAAAGGAAAAGGAAUCAGAGUUGUACUUUGUAUUGAUUGUCCACUGUAUGUCAGGUUGUUUGAAUAUAGCAUCAAUGAUGGCACAUAUCUAUGAUAUGAUGGCACAUAUCUAAAUUAAACAUCCCAUCUUUGAGCCUUA
Messenger RNA from Limanda limanda (common dab), 3796 nucleotides. It is a transcript of the gene clcn6, whose product is annotated as chloride channel 6. Lineage: Eukaryota; Metazoa; Chordata; Actinopteri; Pleuronectiformes; Pleuronectidae. Gene Ontology annotation, cellular component: lysosomal membrane; intracellular membrane-bounded organelle. Gene Ontology annotation, biological process: chloride transport; transmembrane transport. The record is from RefSeq and is a predicted model, not a curated record. The transcript is spliced from 23 exons. The coding region runs from base 49 to 2634 and encodes 861 amino acids. Gene Ontology annotation, molecular function: voltage-gated chloride channel activity.